Messenger RNA from Labrus mixtus (cuckoo wrasse), 1594 nucleotides. RefSeq names its product dual specificity phosphatase 12 (gene dusp12). Gene Ontology annotation, cellular component: nucleus. The transcript is spliced from 8 exons. Gene Ontology annotation, biological process: protein dephosphorylation. Gene Ontology annotation, molecular function: protein tyrosine/serine/threonine phosphatase activity. The record is from RefSeq and is a predicted model, not a curated record. Lineage: Eukaryota; Metazoa; Chordata; Actinopteri; Labriformes; Labridae. The coding region runs from base 178 to 1071 and encodes 297 amino acids.
UCAAAGAAGAAGUAAGGCUACUACUGCCCUACAAACGACACCGUUUUAACAAAUGUUUAACACUGUAUCAUUUGCUGUUUGGAUCAUUUAUUCUCAACCGAGUUAAUCACAAGUUAAAGAGCAAAGUGCGGACUUCCAGUGGGAGAGCUUUGAACAUCUGGGAGGCUGAGAGAAGUCAUGCUUCUGGUGGAUCCAGGUCUGUAUAUCGGCACUGCAGCUGACCUGAAUGAUAGCCAGGGAUUGACCGACACAGCUAUCACUCAUAUCCUGUCUGUGGACUCUGUGGACACUGCCCCUUCGCUUCCUGCUGAUAGGACCUUCUGCAAGAAAUGGGUGAAUGUUCUGGAUGAAGUAACCUCCGACCUCCUGAGUCACAUGGAUGACUGCUUCUCUUUCAUCCAGAUGGCGGUGGAUGGAGGUGGGGCUGCACUUGUUCACUGCCAGGCUGGUCGGAGUCGCAGUGCUGCCAUAAGUACUGCCUACCUAAUGAAGCGACACCAUCUUGGCUUCAAUGAGGCUUACCACAGACUGAAGAGUGUUAAACACGAUGUACAGGUCAACAGUGGUUUUGAGCAGCAGUUGUGUCUGUAUGAAGCCAUGGACUGUGAAGUGGACACCUCUAGUCCUCUUUACAAACAGUACAGACUGACCAAGAUCUCUGAGAAAUACCCUGAGUUGCAGUUUGUUCCCAAAGACCUUUUUGCUGUUGACCCCGCCACCUCCUCUGAAGUGUCUUACCGUUGUAGGAAGUGCAGACGUGCUCUGUUCCACAGCUCCAGUAUUCUCAGUCACUCUGUAGGAGGAGGAGUGCAAGCCUUUGGUCACAAGAAGAUCACUAACGACACUGGAGACAUCCAGUGUACGUCUUACUUCAUUGAACCAGUGCAGUGGAUGGAAAAAGCGUUGCUUGGAGUCAUGGAUGGACAGCUCCUGUGUCCUAAGUGUAGCUCUAAGCUAGGCUCAUUCAGCUGGUGUGGAGAUCGGUGUUCGUGUGGUCGCUGGGUCACUCCUGCCUUUCAGCUGCACCGCAACCGAGUGGACGAGAUUCGACACCUCAAUGUACACAAAUAACACAACUGAAGAAGUGUCUAAAGGCAGAACAACACACCAACAGUGGAACAGCCAAUCAUUUACAAGACCAACGGGGCAACGUGAACAUGGGAAAAAACACCUCUGCCCACAUCAAAGAGAUGCCUUUUUCAUUCUGCAUAAAUGGAGUUACAUUAUUUACCAUUUGAGAUGCUAUCCAUCUGAAUCUGAUUCAUUUCUAUCCAUAAUUCACUUCAUUUGGAGAGUGGCCACAUUCUUUUGAAUUAUUGUAAACAUAGAUCAUAUUAAAUAAUGGUUCAGUUUGGAGAUAAAUUGACUGCAUAUAGUUUCUUAUGUGUGAAUGUUAGUGUAACAUUUUGAGCUGUUUGAAGAAAUCUCUGUGACGACUCCUCUGGUUCGUGGACGCAGUAGUACAGUGCAGAGCUAAAAUCUCUUAACUUUGCUGAUUUUUUGUAAGAAGUGUCCUCAGUGCAGUGCAUAUUCCUUUCUUUUUUAUGAUUUCUACAGGGUAGGCUUAAUCAAAAAAAAAAAAUACUUUAUUGAU